Messenger RNA from Panicum hallii, 1280 nucleotides. RefSeq lists its product as uncharacterized. The record is from RefSeq and is a predicted model, not a curated record. The transcript has 2 exons. The coding region runs from base 147 to 899 and encodes 250 amino acids. Lineage: Eukaryota; Viridiplantae; Streptophyta; Magnoliopsida; Poales; Poaceae.
GCUCGCCUGCCCUGCUCUUUACUCGCUAGUCUUUCGGUACGCGUGCGCGUGCGCGUGCGAAGGCGAGCGGGAGAGCGGAAGAAACAAGAGGCGGCGGCUGCUGCUUCCGUUGCAUGUGAGGCGCGGCCGCGAGGGGAGCGCGGGCCAUGUCGAUCGCGCUGGAGAGCGGGCGCGGGCUGGGCGGCGGCCCCCGGUUCGGCCGCGUCGCCCGCUGCGGCUACGCGGCCUCGCCGCCGCCGUCGGCGGGGCGCGGCGGCUCGUCCUCGGUGGGGCGGGACAGCGACAGCCCCGCGGCGGCGGCGCAGUGGGAGUGGGACGGCGAGGAGGUCGAGGGCGGCGACGGCGAGGUGCAGAGCUCGUACAAGGGCUCGCCCUUCGACACCAUGGACGCGCUCCAGGAGGCCCUGCCCUUCAGGAAAGGGGUAUGCAAGUUCUACAAUGGCAAGUCUGGAUCCUUUGCAAACCUUCAAGAUGCUGUAAUUCUGUCUCCCCCGCAGAAAGACCUUCCAAAGCCAGAAACACCAUCCCCUAGGAAGCGCAAAGGUCUUCUUCCAUUCAGUUUCAAGUGGGGCAAACCACAGAAUAAAGAGGUGUUCCCUGAAGAUGAUGUUGUCAAUAGCCCCACGAAUUGUAGGAGGUUGACAAUAUCGCCUGCUGCCACAAGCAGCUCAGGAAGCAACAGUGGCAGUGAUGAUGAACAUUGCCGCUCUCAGAAGCCAUCUUCCCGUCGCCCGCACAGAAGGCCCAGCAAUGCCAUGGAUGCCUUUGCUUCUCCACCUGCACCUCGUCCACCCCAGCUGUUCUCAGCUCCUAUGAGAUCACAUUCAAUGCUUAAUCUGCAGGAUGUGACAGACUCAACCGCCAUGGUUACCCCCAGGGACAAGCGCAUGAAGAAUUAGGAAAGCCUGAAUCUUGGUUACUCCCAGGGACAAGCACAUGAAGACUCAGCGAAACCUGAACCUUGUCAUCAGCCGACCACUGGUGUCCAUUUUAGACAGCGGAAUCCAGUGGCUGAUGCCUGCAUACUAGGCUCUCCAUGCUAUGCGAGAUUGAAUGGACUCGUGUAGUCGUGUUGAUAGAGUUGGGAUUCUCCUUUUACCUGGUGUAAUGCGAAACAUACAGGUGAACUUGGCAAACUUAUGAUGGGACUAAGCAGUGGGCUGUAUGCAUUGGUUACUGGUUGACUUGUAAAUUCUGGAAUCUGCUUUUGUCUACUAAUUCAGUCCUGUUGCCAACACUGAUCCUUUUAUAUCUUUUGCAUUGCUCGUCCUUCUGAAUUA